CCAGGAAGUGAAAAAAGGCGUCAAAUAAGGAGGAACAAGGGAAACAAGUCCUCCUCACAUCUGUCCCUUUCCCUCAUUAAUCCCUUAAUCACAUUAAUGUUUUAGACUGUCGUGGAACGCAGCUGUAUGAUGUCCAUUAGAGCGCGAAACAGAGAGAUCUGCGCGGACUGCAGCGCGCCCGAUUCUCGUUGGGCCUCGAUCAAUCGUGGAGUUCUGAUCUGUGACGAAUGCUGCAGUAUUCACCGAGGCCUGGGCCGCCACAGUUCUCAGGUCCGACACCUGACCCAAACUCUAUGGCCCUCCUCACAGCUCCAGAUGGUGAAGUCCCUGUACAAUAAUGGAGCAAAUUCAAUCUGGGAACACAGUCUUCUGGAUCCAUCUUCCAUCAUGAGUGGAAAACGCAAAGCCAAUCCUCAAGACAGAGUCCACCCCAACAAAACGGAUUUCAUAAAGGCUAAAUAUCAAAUGCUGGCGUUUGUUCAUCGAAUGCCGUGCCGUGAAGAUGAUAGUGUUACUGCCAAAGACCUCAGCAAGCAACUUCACUCUAGUGUUCGAACCGGCAAUUUGGAAACUUGUCUGAGGCUGUUGUCGUUGGGAGCGCAGGCUAACUUUUUCCAUCCAGAGAAAGGAAAUACUCCAUUACAUGUGGCUGCUAAAGCAGGCCAGCUGCUACAGGCGGAGCUGCUCACUGUGUAUGGAGCAGAUCCCGGAGCACCAGACAGUUCUGGGAAGAAUCCUAUUGACUACGCCAGGCAGGCAGGACACCAGGAACUUGCAGACAGACUGGUGGAGAUCCAGUUUGAGCUGACAGACAGACUAGCGUUCUAUCUGUGUGGAAGAAAGCCAGAUCAUAAAAAUAGUCAACACUUUAUAAUUCCUCAAAUAGCAGACAGAAAUGUCAGUCUUGACUUGUCAGAAUUGGCCAAAGCAGCAAAGAAGAAGCUUCAAUCGCUCAGUAAUCAUCAGUUUGAAGAACUAGCCAUGGAUGUUUAUGAUGAAGUUGACAGAAGAGAAACGGAUGCAGUCUGGCUUGCGACUCAGAACCACAGCACCUUGGUAACGGACACCACAGUAGUACCAUUCCUCCCUGUAAACCCUGAAUAUUCCUCCACUAGGAAUCAGGGACGUCAGAAGCUCGCAAGGUUCAAUGCACAUGAGUUUGCAACGUUGGUUGUUGAUAUUUUAACUGAUGCCAAGCGCCGUCAGCAAGGAAAUUCUCCUGAUAAUUUCAAAGAUAAUGUGGAGUUAAUUCUGAAGGACAUUGGGAACCGUCAUGGCAGUGAAAGUCCAGAGAUGGAUCAGCCUGAUUAUGAUAGUGUAGCAUCUGAUGAGGAUACGGAGCAAGAACCAACAUCUGGAAAAGAUGAGCGGACCAAGAGCUCAGAGUCUUCAGACUUGUCGGACAGCCCCAUCACCGUGCAGGAGUUCAUGGAAGUGAAAAGUGCCCUCACUGCCUCCGAAGCAAAGAUCCAACAGCUCCUUAAGGUCAACUGCCAUCUUGGUGAGGAGUUGAGACUCAUGCAGAGCAAGUUGAACUCCCUCCAGAAUGAGAACAGCACUCUGAAGCCUCCUAACAGUUUGGCAAGGCCGCAGGACCUCCCGCACAGGGCACCUCCACGUGGCUGUAGGGCCAUGUCGAUGUAUGAGACCGGCUCGGGUCUGAGGCAGUACCACCCUAGAGGAGAACCCAUCUGCUGUGACACAACCCUGACUCUUCAACCACUGCCGUCAAAUAUUGGGAAGGGUCCCUCGGUGACUGCCUUCUCCUCCCUUCCCACGUUCCCCUCAACUCUGUCCUGGUCCUGGGAUGAGAUAACCCAAAGGGGAUCCACAUUAGACGCCCAGAGCGGCAUGCCAGAAAGUGACUAUGAUAAUGCACUGAACCAUGUUGAGAUGGACGAAUCUGGGUCAAUACAGAGUAACUUUUCCAGGGCGAGUGGCUGGCCGGGCGAUGUUACAGUGCCACAAUCAGAAAACCCAUCUGAGGACGAGUGCGAUUCAUCUCUACCGUGCACAGAGGACGUCAUCAGCAAAACGGAGCUGAUCACUAAAAACAUCCAGGAAUUACUCAGAGCUGCGCAAGAGAAUAAACAUGAGAGCUUUGUCCCGUGUUCAGAGAGAAUUCUUGUAGCAGUAACAGAAAUGGCUACGUUAUUCCCUAAGGUAAGCCUUGAGCCAACAAGGAAACUUUGCCUUAAAGGGGUGGAAGUUGAAUUGAGUUUCAGUGAAGACAGCCCCAUAAAGGAAUACAAGAAAGCGUUUCCCUGA
Messenger RNA from Sinocyclocheilus grahami, 2268 nucleotides. RefSeq names its product G protein-coupled receptor kinase interacting ArfGAP 2b (gene git2b). Gene Ontology annotation, biological process: regulation of ARF protein signal transduction; regulation of G protein-coupled receptor signaling pathway; synaptic vesicle recycling. The record is from RefSeq and is a predicted model, not a curated record. The transcript has 21 exons. Gene Ontology annotation, cellular component: synapse. Gene Ontology annotation, molecular function: small GTPase binding; GTPase activator activity. The coding region runs from base 127 to 2268 and encodes 713 amino acids. Lineage: Eukaryota; Metazoa; Chordata; Actinopteri; Cypriniformes; Cyprinidae.